AUGCCAGUCCCCCGAACACGCCAACGUUUUAUCGACUACGGAGUCGAGGCUCGUCAGAGUGCCAACCCCGCAACGGUCAAAAGCAUCGCCACGAGAGAGUGUGGGAGAGGGUGGGCCGCUCUGACAGCCAAUCAAAAGGCACAAUUCAUCGAGGAACUGAAUGCCUUGUUAGAAGCCGUUACUGCAGCCGAAGAGCAGCAACUCGAUGCAGAGGCUGCAGGAGAUGCAGCGGAUGCAGCGCGCAAUGGCGAUGAAACGCCUUUUGUGCGCUUCAUUGCGCUGUCGGAGAUUGCAGCAACGGACUACCAAAGAACAAAAGGAGCAUGGGAUACCGCCAUAGAAUGCCACAACACGUUCAUUCAGAACUCGGUCCCGCACUACGUCAACGCAGAUGUGGUCACCUACGCCAAUCAACGUUUAGCGGAUGACAAUCAGACAAGAAUCGGCAUCGGAAGGCCGUUUGCGCGGCACCGCCAGAACUCGAGAGUCCCUCCUGACCUUCCCGGGGGACGUCCAGAUGGGUUUUACAAGAUGCGAGAGGCAUGGGCAGACUCUGUCAGCAGCCGCGACGUGAAGAAACGACGUAGGCGGCGGCAAUUCAGGAACGGCGCGUCGCUUGCAGCUCGCCAUUUUGGGGGCACUUGGCGAGGCGCCUGGAUUCUUGAUGGCGGAGCCCAAUCCUACGGAGGACGCUUCGUGCAAGUCAAUCAACACAACACGGUCGUCGAUCGCGUGGUGGAGAAGACCACAUACCAAUCUCAAAACGACUGGGCGAGCAUGGUGCGUUUCGUCAACGACCCUGUCAUGGGCCGUGAGCCUAGCGAGGCUCACUGUCAUCGAGUCCUCAGCCAGAUUACAUCACCGCUUGGUCCUGGGAAUUGGUUGAACGUACCUAGGAUACGGACACCUGCAGAAGUGAACGACAGGUAUCGGUAUUAUCGAUUGUCAAUGGAGUAUUGCCCACACGGAGACCUCUGGGACUUCUGCCAGAACUACGAAGACUAUCUACCAGAACCCUUUCUGUGGCGCGUCUUCCACGCUCUGGCACAGGUUGCCAUCGCCAUGAAAAUCGGCUUGUACCACCCGACAGCGGCGUUGGCCCACCCUGGUAUGGGCCCUUGGGAUGAAGUCGUCCACCUCGAUCUCAAACCUGGAAACAUCUUCCUCGCAGCGCCGUCAGAUCAUUUCUUCCCGGCAUACCCGACUCCCCUGGUGGGAGACUUCGGCUCUGCGAUCCGAACAACGCCGACCGAUCCGCUGAAUCCCAACAUCUACCUCCACUCGGUGCAGACGAGGGGCUUCGUGGCGCCGGAGCAGAAUUCCUACGUCGAUGCCGACACCCUGGAGCCUGUGGACGAUGAGAGAAUCUUGGCGCACACCAACAUCUACGGCAUCGGAGCGCUCAUGUACAGCAUCAUUACUAUGAACCAGCCGCGACAGCCUGAAUUUCUCGGCACCGGUGAGCGUGACCUUUUGAACAUCUGGGCGGAUGCGCCAGAUUUUGAGUACAGCUGGGAGCUACUGUAUCUCGUCCACUGGUGCCUGCGAUUCAAGCCUGCAGACCGCCCGAGUCCCGAGAAUCUGUUCGAUUGUAUUACGACGGCGAUUGACUGGGCCCCGACGAUCAACGACCCUUAUCCUCGCAAUCUCGCCCAGAGGAUGGAGGUGCUGCAUCCGGCUAAUCUUGCAGAUGGAGAUCCUCGGGAAUUGACCUAUAUGCCGGUAGACGAGUACGCCGUAGGACUCGCAGCGACCGCAUUGCCGCCGAUGCCUGCUUGA
Neohortaea acidophila is the source of this 1779-nucleotide messenger RNA. Its product is annotated as kinase-like domain-containing protein. The transcript has a single exon. The record is from RefSeq and is a predicted model, not a curated record. Gene Ontology annotation, molecular function: ATP binding; protein kinase activity. Gene Ontology annotation, biological process: chromosome segregation; protein phosphorylation. Lineage: Eukaryota; Fungi; Ascomycota; Dothideomycetes; Mycosphaerellales; Teratosphaeriaceae. Bases 1 to 1779 code for a protein of 592 amino acids. Gene Ontology annotation, cellular component: centrosome; cytoplasm; nucleus.